CUUGUCCGGCUAAACCGAGGGAUUAUGGUCGGCAGAGGACAGUCUGUGUAUGUGACAAAUAGGGACCUACAAUUCAAUGUCCCUGAAAACCAGGAUCCCUGCAAAGUGGAAGUGGUGUUAAACGAACCUGCUACGCAGCAAGUCGGCAAGUUAAAACCUCAGGUGUUUGACUGCCAUUUCUUCCCCGAAGAAGUCAAAUAUACUCACAAUGGCUGCCCCAUCCUGGAGGAGGAUAAUGUGAUGAUGAGGAUCUACAGAUUCACAGAGACCGAGACCUUGAUGGAGACCUUCCUGCUGAAGGUGAGGGUCAGCGAACCCGAGGCCGGCCUGGUUUGCUUCGGGACGGUUGCCUUGGAGGUGCCAGAGUUUUACGGCGUCUCGAACCCCAUCGACAAAGAAGUUGUAUCAUUCAGGUACAAUGCGGAACGAUCAGGGACAGUCUGCACAGUCAGGAUCUUACCUCCUGAGGCUCUGGUUCCAGCUCAUGGCCAGAUCAUCACUGAUGUUCCUCAGUAUCCAAGAGGACGGUCACUAGAUGCAGGAAUCAACAAUGAUCAGAGGACAGUCAGACAGACUGGGCUUCUGUGUGCCGGGAACAAGGCUUGCCCAGCUGGGGCUAAGGAGGUGCGUUUCCUGAAGGCUGACUGUGAGCAUUUCCUAACGAUGGGGCUGAAAUAUCAACACCUCAGCCCACCUUCUCCUGAUGUCGACUACAUUCCCAUUACUGUGGAGAUCAGAGACGAAAAGAGUAGAUUACAGCUGCAGGUGGAAAACGCUUGGAUUCCUGUUAAGAUUAAAGGCGGAAUUCCAAACCAGCGACCAAAAGCUGCCUUCAUGUCAAUGUUCAUCCUCGAGCUUGACCAGUUCAUCCUCACGCCGCUCAGCACGGCAGCCCUGGACGCAACCGACGAUGAGUCCCCAAAGCACCGGCUGUUCUUCAAGAUCACCAAACCUCCAGAGGAAGGUUACAUCACCCACUUGGAGGACCACACCAAGCCCAUCACCUCAUUCACCUGGCAGGACCUGCAUGAGAUGAAGAUAGCGUACCAGCCACCGAACAUCAGCCACACUGAAAGAAGGAACUACGAGGUUGAUUUUAAGGCAGUCGAUGUAUUUUUCCUGGACAGCGCUCCCAUCAUGGUCCAUUUUUCAAUCAGAACAGCCGAAACAAAUGCUCCCAGGGUUUCCUGGAAUAUGGGCCUGGACUUGUUGGAAGGUCAAUCUCGAUCAAUCACCUGGGAGAACCUGCAGAUAGUGGACAAUGAUAACAUCAACGCUGUCCGUCUGGUAACAGUGGAAGGUCUUCAGCACGGGAGGCUCACUGUUCGAGAUGGCAAAGGCUUUCUCUUCACCGUGCGAGACAUCAAGGACGGGGUCGUGCGCUAUCACCACGACGACAGUGACACCACCAAGGACUACAUUGUUUUCAGAAUCUCCGACGGGAAACACGUGGCUCGACACAAGUUCCCAGUCAACAUCCUGCCCAAGGACGACAGCCCUCCCUUCCUGAUCAACAACCUGGCCCUCCAGCUCGCAGAGGGGGAGCUCCUGCCCAUAGAGGACCACAUGCUCCUUGCCUCCGACUUUGACUCCAGCGACGAUUAUAUUCUGUACCGCAUCACACACCCACCCAAAGCCGGGGAUAUAGUGAAGAAGACAGUCUCUGAUCUGCCAGGCCUUCCAGUGACCAGCUUCCUGCAGCGGGAUCUUAUCCACGGAUUGAUUUAUUACCGGCAUUCUGGAGGCGAGAUCUUUGAGGAUUCAGUAGUAUUCGUUCUGUCUGACAGCCAGGAGCCUCCUAAUCUCUCCGAUCCUCAGACGAUGAUGGUUCAUGUGACCCCCGUGAAGGACCAGUUGCCGAAGGAGGUUAUCGGGACCACCCGCUCGCUGGUGGUGAAAGAGACAGAGAUUGGUUACAUCACCGAGGAUCACCUGCACUUCACAGACACCGAGUCCCCAGAGAAUGAGCUGAUGUACAUUGUCACAAAAUCCUGCUUCUUCCCAUUCAACCGAAAAAGGUACGACGCAGGGAAGAUAUUUUUCACAGGCAGUGUAAAGAACACGAAGAAAGACCCCUCUAUCCCAAUGUUGAAAUCGUUCACACAGCACGCGGUCAGACACAUGAAGGUGGCCUACAUGCCCCCGCAGGGAGACCUGGGCCCUGCUCCGCUGCUGGUGCAGUUUGUGUUCUCCGUCACAGAUCAGCAGGGAGGCACAGUGACCGGCCUUGUCUUUAACAUUACCAUCAUGCCUGUGGAUGAUCAGCCGCCAGAGAUUUUCACCAACCAAAUCAAAGCGGAGGAGGGCUCGGGGUGCCUCAUCACCCAGGCAAACCUGAUGGUGACGGACAGAGACACCCAGGACGAGGACCUUCGUAUUCAGCUGCAGCGCAGACCUGAGCAUGGAGAGGUCCAGGUGCUGGGCAACGUGAUGUGGGAGGGCGACAUGUUCACACUCCAGGACCUCAGAUCCUUUCAAGUCCGGUACCAACAUGACGAUUCGGAGACCUUGUCAGAUUCAAUGGUAUUCACAGCCACAGAUGGCUUUAACACUGCAGAUGGAGUGCUAACAGUAAAGAUUAUACCGAUCAACGAUGAGCCCCCAGAGUUGGGGCCAAGGCUGAAGUCCGCACUGCGCUGCCCCGAAGGGGAAAAGGUCACCAUAACCACCGAGUACCUGCACGCAACCGACAUGGACAGCGACGACAUGAGGCUGAACUACAUGAUUGCCCGAGCACCAUCGUACGGGGCCGUGCAAAGAGGGGGCGUCACUGUGGACAAGUUCUCACAGCUGGACAUCAGCCGAGGCUUGAUUUCCUACUGGCACACAGGAGGUGAAAUAGGUUACAGUUCCCUUGUGGAUACAGUGACGGUCAUUGUCUCAGACGGUGAGGCGGGCACUGUGGACAGCUGCUGUUACGAAGGACCACUUCCGCCACCGAUUCCGCUCCAUGGCUCUCUCCCCGUCUACGACCUUAACAUCACGAUUCUGCCCGUCAACAAUCAACCUCCGGCCGUUCAUGUUGGAGAAAUGUUUGUAGUGGAUGAGGGCGGGAAGGCCAGCCUGUCAGAGAGGUAUCUGAGCGCCACGGACAAGGACACCAGACCAGAGGAGCUGACCUUUGAUCUGCAGAGCCUGCCACAGUUUGGGUACCUGGAGAACACUCUCCCGUCUCCCGGGUAUGAGAAAAGCAACGCUGGAAUCAACAUAGUGUUGUUCAGUCUGCAGCAUCUCAAGGCGGGCUCCAUCAACUACGUCCAGGCUAGACAUGAGCAGAUGGAGCCGACAGCUGACCACUUCCUAGUAUCUGUCAGUGACGGGAUGCAGGAAUCCAGGGCCAUCCCGUUUUACAUCAUCAUUAACCCAUCCAACGACGAAGCCCCCGUCCUGCAAGUGGGGAACAUCACGGUAAUGGAGGGUGACAUGUGCCAAAUCGGACCCGGAACAUUGAGCUCUGCGGAUCUGGACUCUCCUCCCGAUAACCUGGGGUUCUCCGUGGUUAGGCCACCCGUCCACGGGAAGCUUCUGAACGCACUCUACGGCGAGGAGGUGGUCAGAUACAGACAGAGGAGCGGUGAUCUUCUGCACCGUGUGCUGACAGUCAACAGCUUCAGUGGGGAAGAGAUCAAGCGAGGAUUGAGGCUCGCGUAUGUGCAUGACGGCUCGGAGACCCUCAGAGAUAGCUUGACCUUGCAGCUGACCGACGGCAAGCAUGUGGUGUGGGGGACAUUACACAUCAACGUAACGCCCGUCAAUGACGAGAUGCCAGUGGUUUUAAAGAACACUGGCUUGGAGGUAGAUGUGGGAGAGAAUAAGGUGAUCUCUAGCGUGGCUUUGGAGGCUGAAGAUAGGGACACGCCACGACACAAGCUUCACUACAUCAUCAACAGCAUCCCGAAGUUUGGCCAGCUGCAGCUAAAGACUCAGUGGCAGUGGAUGGUUGUGUAUCCGGGGAUGAACUUCACUCAGGAUGACGUGGACAUGAACCUGGUCUGGUAUCUGCACACCACCAUCGUGGGGUCAAAAGGCCACGACAGCUUUCGCUUUUACGUGACGGACGGCGAGAACUCGUCCCCUCCGGAGAACUUUUACAUCUCGAUAAAGGAAAUGGAGAAAGGUGACAUUGUUGUGUUGGCCAAACCUGUAACUUUAACAGAAGGUGACAGGGUCACCUUGACGACAGAUGUUCUCCUGGCAACAGAUGGCACUGGCAAACCCGAGGAGCUGCUGUUUGCCAUCUCUGUGCCACCUGCGCAUGGUCAGAUCCAGUACAUCAAUUACCCCGGCUUGGCUGUUUCCAGCUUCAGCCAGUUGGAUGUGGCAGCCCAGAAGGUCUGCUAUGUGCAUGACAACAGUCAUGAGGGCAGCCAGGACAGCUUCAGGUUUCUGGUCAGUAAUGGAUUAACAGUCACAAAUGGUUCCCUGCAGUUCAUCAUUGAGCAAACAGACCACCUCCCACCAGUGCUGAUCAGCAACAAAGGCCUUCAGGUGCCAGAAGGAGCCACCAUGAUAAUCUCCCCCGAUACCCUGCGGCUCACAGACCCCGACACGUCCUCCGCCAACCUCACCUUCACCAUCACCCGCCCCCCCCACCACGGCACACUGCGCCUGGAAGGCAGAGUUCGCUCCCCGGAACGUUUCACUCAGCUGCAAGUCAGUAAUCUGGAUGUCUCCUACAAGCACGAUGGUCAAGCCUCCGGGCUCGACAGCUUUGCCUUCGUAGCCUCUGAUGGCACCAACCGGGGCUUUAUGGUCAACGGGCAACUGAGAGAAGAGCCUGUGACAUUCACCAUUCAGGUUGAACACACUGACAAAGCCUCUCCCAGGAUUCUUACUAAUGAAAGUCCGACCGUAAUUGAUACGUUGAGAGACGGUCGCUUCGGAAUCUACAUUACAGCCCGAAACCUGAAAGCCUCUGAUGUCGACAGCGAUGACGAGGAACUAAUCUUCACUGUUCUACGUCCACCUAACUUUGGAUACUUAGAAAACGUAAACACAGGCGGGUAUAUUCGAGGGACGUUUACUCAGAGUGACAUUGACAGGCGCAGAAUCCGCUAUAUCGUAAACUCUUCCAUUGAAGUCAUAUCUGACAGCUACGAGUUCAAAAUAUCCGACCCAGCUGGCAAUUCUAUUGUACCACAAGUAAUGGAGCUGAAAUGGUCAAGAAUCGAAAUGGCUGAAACCUUGUACAGAGUUUGUGAAGACACAGGAACUCUCUCCAUUAAAGUUACCAGGAAAGGAUACAGCUCUGACCCAUCUUACAUUAGUAUACAGGUCCAGGAGUUAUCAGCUAUAGUUGACAGAGAUUUCACUCACAGUUCGGCCAGCUUGAUUCAGUUUGAUCCGGGCGUCUCCACGAAGGUUUGGAAUGUUUUUAUCAAGGAUGAUGGACUGGAAGAGAACAAUGAAAAGUUUGAAGUGAGGCUGAGGACUCCUAUCAACGCCAUCCUUGGCCAGAACGACAUUUCUUUGGUGGAAAUCGUGGACUUACGUGGAGUAGGUGGUUGUGCUCUGAUACAUCCAAGGAUGAGUGAAGAGGACGAGACACAUGAUGGUUUUGAAGGAGCUCCACAUUCAAACUCCAGGUCUCCUCCUGACAGCCGAGGAAAAGUAUUCAGGCAGAGGGGAAGAGCGGGCAUGGAGUCGGAGCCGGAUUGGGAUUCCUUCCCUUCUCCUCCUCGAGGCGAUGUCCCUCAGACUGAUCAAUUAUGCGAUCUUCAAGCCCUGACCAGAGAAGAAGCCUCUCCAAUUGUCCCCAGGAGACAGAUUCAUUCCAUUGAAAGUGGCAGAACGUCCCGCGAGAUGGUGUCAGUGAGGAUCGAGGAGAGAUCAGUCCCUGGCAGUAACUGGCGGUGGCCUCUGUUUCCAUUCCCUCUGGGCAGCAGACAGGAGCUGCCUCAACAAGAUGCUUCCAUUCCCCUUGAAAAAGCUCAUUCACACGACAGCAAUGAUAAGCAGAGCCACAAAGCCAAGUGCCCCAUGGGCUGGACACAGAAUGAGAAGCACUGCUACCUGCUGAACUCAUGGAGAAACGGCACCUGGGAGGGAGGCCAAACCGCCUGCAGCCACAUGUUCCAUGGUAACCUAGUCAGCGUCCAUUCUAAGAAGGAGAUGAAAUGGUUCUCGAGAUUUGCCCAAAAGCAGCCAAUCUGGAUUGGUCUCAGGGCGGAGGUUGGAUCAGGGAGAUGGGAGUGGACCAAUGGAAGACCCGUCACCUUUACAAACUGGAAGAAACCAAAGAUGUGGUCAAUGGGGGGAGACGUCCAGUCAAAGUGCGCUCUUGCCCAGGGAAAGGGCAAGUGGGUGGUACGUCCUUGCAGUGACCAUCAGGUUGGAGGAUACAUCUGUUCCAUUUCUCUAGUGUGAGCAGGAACAGGCCAGAACUCGUGUAAAUAAGGCAGGCACAUCGUGGCUUUGUCUUAAGCUAUUAGGCAGAGCUACUCUGAAAGGCAAUUUUCACAAUUACCAAUUAUUUCAGAGUCCCAAAGAUGACCGUAAUGGAAGCCAAUAUUCUCGGUCACAUCUGCACAGGACUCCUUGCCAAGACCUCUAACUUAGGUCAUCAUUGCUAGGCUGUUCCUGUCAUUAAAAGAGCUGUUUAUAAAAGAAUUUCAUAAAUCCCUAUCGCCUCUUA
Messenger RNA from Callorhinchus milii (elephant shark), 6634 nucleotides. RefSeq names its product Fras1 related extracellular matrix 1b (gene frem1b). The transcript has 34 exons. The record is from RefSeq and is a predicted model, not a curated record. The coding region runs from base 25 to 6366 and encodes 2113 amino acids. Lineage: Eukaryota; Metazoa; Chordata; Chondrichthyes; Chimaeriformes; Callorhinchidae. Gene Ontology annotation, biological process: cell communication. Gene Ontology annotation, cellular component: membrane.